Messenger RNA from Lithohypha guttulata, 396 nucleotides. RefSeq lists its product as uncharacterized. The coding region runs from base 1 to 396 and encodes 131 amino acids. Lineage: Eukaryota; Fungi; Ascomycota; Eurotiomycetes; Chaetothyriales; Trichomeriaceae. The transcript has 4 exons. Gene Ontology annotation, biological process: vacuolar transport. Gene Ontology annotation, cellular component: endosome. The record is from RefSeq and is a predicted model, not a curated record.
AUGCUUCGUAUGCCACAAAACCGUGGCUUCGCCUCUCCUAUCAUCGACGAGAAGGCCGAAGCCGAGAAGAAAAAGCAAGAACAGCUUGCCAAGGAAAAGGAAGCUAUCAUCAAGGAGUAUGAGGAGAAGAUGAAGAAGAAGGGAAAGGAUGUGAAAAAGGUCGACGAUCCUGCGAAAGUUGCGGAGGAAGAAAAGGAUCAGAAGCUGAAAGCGCUUGAUUCGAAGGCGGCAACUGGCGCAACGUCGGAUGAUGGACCUCGACAGUAUGUACUUCACAGAAAUUUCUACCAAAUCCGACUCGACCGCAAAUCGAACAUUGAGAGAUCGAAGCGGGAAGCGGCAAGAGUCAGCAGUGCUGGGUUCUUUCCUUCUGCCCCGACAGGCAAUUUGGCGUAG